Messenger RNA from Xyrauchen texanus (razorback sucker), 4064 nucleotides. RefSeq names its product NACHT, LRR and PYD domains-containing protein 3-like. The transcript has 9 exons. Lineage: Eukaryota; Metazoa; Chordata; Actinopteri; Cypriniformes; Catostomidae. The coding region runs from base 90 to 3257 and encodes 1055 amino acids. The record is from RefSeq and is a predicted model, not a curated record. Gene Ontology annotation, molecular function: protein binding.
AAGAAGUUUCAUUGGUUCUUGAAGCGCAAUGAACCAAAUUUAAAUUGUGAGAAUGCAGAUGUCUGUGACACAGUGGAUAAAAUGGAGGCAUGUUAUGGUUCAGUAGAAGCUGUGAACAUCACGGUGACCAUCCUGAAGAAGAUGAAACAGAACCAUCUAGCUGGACAGUUAGAGAACAAUACAAAGAGCAGCAUAAAUCCUCCUACUCAACAGAGAAACACAAGGAAUGUAAAAGAAAAAAAGAGGUGUUGGGUUUACAAGAAUUCUUGAUAAGCCACAAAAGCAACAUGAGAGAGAAGGCAGAAAGGAUUUUUGAAGUGAAAACGGAGAAUGAAACACAUCUGAUGAAUGUAUACACAGAACUUUUUAUCACCGAAGGGGAUAGUAAAGGAGUCAAUGAAGAGCACGAGAGUCUGCAGAUUAGUGAUGCUCUCAAGAUCCAGAAAUCACAAGAACGAUCAAUUCAAUGCAAUGAGAUAUUCCGUUUAUUAAAACAAAAUAACGAGAAAAACAUUGUUCUGACCAAGGGAAUCGCUGGCAUUGGAAAAACGGUCUCUGCGCACAAGUUCAUUCUGGACUGGGCUGAAGGAAAAGCCAAUCAGGAUGUAGACUGCAUGUUCCUGCUUCCAUUCCGAGAGAUUAACUUGAUUAAAAAGGAAGAGUUCAGUCUCCAUGAGUUUCUACAAGAGUUUUAUCCUGAAAUGGAAGAACUGGAUGAAAGCCAGUUUUAUAAGGAAUGUAAGAUUGCAUUUAUCUUUGAUGGACUUGAUGAGAGUCGACUGCCUUUGGAUUUUAAAAAUAGAAAGCUGUGUAGAUUGAAUAAGAUAUCAUCUGUUGACACUUUGUUUACAAGUUUAGUCAAAGGGAAUCUGCUUCCAAAAGCUCUCGUCUGGGUGACCUCCCGACCUGCAGCAGCCAAUCAGAUCCCUCCUGAGUUUGUGGGUUUGUUCACAGAGGUGCGAGGAUUCACUGACCAACAGAAGGAGGAAUACUUCAGAAAGAGAAUCAAAGAUGAGAUUCAGGCCUCCAAAAUCAUCUCACAUAUCAAGACGUCUCGUAGCCUCUACAUCAUGUGCCACAUUCCUGUGUUCUGUUGGAUUGCGGCCACAGUUCUUCAGCAUAUUCUCAUUGGGAACAAUACAGACAACAUCGACACAACCCUAACGGAAAUGUACAUUCAUUAUCUGAUCAUACAGAUGAACGUGAAGAACCAGAAAUAUGAUGAAACAUCUGAAAGAAACUAUAAUAAGCUCUUGGAUUCCAAUAAAACGAUGAUUGUGAAGUUGGCCAAGCUUGCGUUCGAACAACUGAAGAAAGGAAACAUUGUGUUCUAUGAGGAAGAUCUGGAAGAAUGUGGCAUUGAUGUAAAUAAAGACAUUGAUUUCACAGGAAUGAUUGCUGAGAUCUUUAAGAAGGAAGCUGGACUUCAUGAGAUGAAGAUCUUCUGCUUUGUUCAUCUGAGCGUUCAAGAGUUCCUCGCUGCACUGCACGUUUUCUUCUGCUACCUGAACAAGAACAUGGAGGAGCUGCAGUUUUUCUUGGAGAGGGCACACAGACACAUCACAUUGCAUGACUUUGUACUUAAGGCUUUUGUUAAAGUCAAGAAGAGUCAGAAAGGACAUCUGGAUUUGUUUUUGCGUUUUCUGCUAGGCAUUUCACUGGAAUCCAGUCAGAAACUGCUCAAAAGUCUUCUCACAGACAUUGAAGACAGCAAAAAGAGCAUCACAGUAAUAACUAAAUACAUUAAAACACAAUUACAAGAUGAGGCCACCUCAGAUGAAACUUCAGUGAACCUCUUUUACUGCUUACUUGAGCUCAAUGAUCAGUCGUUAUUGAAGGAAAUUCAAGGACGCUUAAGUUCAGUUGCACAUCAAGGAAGAAAACUCUCCUCUUCAAUGUGUUCAGUGCUGGUCUAUGUGCUGCUGAUGUCAGAGCAGGUGCUAGAGGAGUUUAACAUAAAGAAGUUCAACACAUGGCAAGGAAACUACAAGAGACUAGUUCCAGCUGUGAGAUGCUGCCAAAAAGCCAUAUUUGACAACUAUGAACUAGAUGAAACAAGUUGUGAAAGUUUGGCUUCAGUUCUGCAAUUGCCAAACUCCCACCUGAGAGAGCUGGAUCUGAGUAACAAUGACCUGCAGGAUUCAGGAGUGAAGCUGAUCUCUGAUGCAAUGAAGAACUCAAACUGUAAACUGGAGAUACUGAGAUUAUCCAUCUGUAAACUCACUGAUCAGAGUUGUGAAAGUUUGGCUUCCGUUCUACAAUCAUCAAACUCUCCUUUGAGAGAGCUGGAUCUGAGUAACAAUGACCUGAAGGAUUCAGGAGUGAAGCUGAUCGCUGAUGGACUGAAGAGUCCAAACUGUAAACUGGAGAAACUGAGAUUAUCCAUCUGUAAACUCACUGAUCAGAGUUGUGAAAGUUUGGCUUCAGUUCUACAAUCAUCAAACUCACUCCUGAGAGAGCUGGAUCUGAGUAACAAUGACCUGAAGGAUUCAGGAGUGAAGCUGAUCUCUGAUGGACUGAAGAGUCCAAACUGUAAACUGGAGAUACUGAGAUUAUCUGGUUGUAUGGUGACACAUGCUGGCUGUGGUUAUGUGGCUUCAGCACUGAGAUCAAACCCUUCACACCUGAAAGUGCUGGAUCUGAGCUACAAUCACCCAGGAGAAUUAGGAGUCAAUCUGCUCUCUAAGAGGCUCAAGAAAAAUGAGUGCAGAGUGGAUCAUGAGGGAGAGUUCAGGAUUAAAGUAGGACUACGCAAAUAUUUCUGUGAUCUUACACUAUAUACAAACACAGCAAACACUCUUAUUCUGUCUGAGGAGAAGAGAAAAGUGACAUAUCCUGAUCAGUCAGAGAGAUUUGAGCACUAUCAUCAGGUUCUGUGUAGAGAGAGUCUGACUGGACGCUGUUACUGGGAAGUUGAAUGGAGCGGGAAGGGCACUUUUAUAUCGGUGGCAUAUAAAGGAAACAGCAGGAAAAAAGACUGUCAUUUUGCAUCCAAUGAAAAUUCUUGGACUCUGAACGGCACUGAUAACAAAUUCACUAUCUGUCACAAUAAUUACAGUAGUGUAUUAGUCCCUUUAGCCCCCACUAACAGAGUAGGAGUGUAUCUGGACUGGACGGCUGGCACUCUGUCUUUCUAUAGCAUUUAUGACAAACACAUACUCACACACAUAUACACAUUCAACACCACAUUUACUGAACCCCUCUAUGCUGGAUUUAGAGUUUAUAAGGAUUCCUCAGUGUUUCUGUGUCAGAUUUAACAUAUCGUUUUUUUUCUUAGCCAAAGAAAUCAACCUCAACUCAUCUAUAUCCAUACUCCCAUCCAAUCAUUGAUAUUAUCAACAUAAAAACAAAACCCUAGUCUUACAGCAUGAUUACCUUUAUCUGUGAUGUGAGAGAACAUUGCAGAUGGUUUGACAUCUCCUUCAGACAUUCCCAAGGAGCAAACAAAAAACCUGGAGUCCUCCAUCAGUUAGCAUUCUCAUUUAUCUCAAUGGCAGACCUCGCGGCUCGGUGCAGACUGGUGCAGGAGCCCCCAGAAUUAUGUGAUUUGAAUUUUGUCAUCUUUGCUCAUGGACAUUCAGUUCUAUCCGGCUUCAUUCAGAGAAUAAAUAUGCACUGUUUUUAUACUUUAUUAAUCAAUCUUCAUAUAAUCAAGUUUAAUAAUUUACUUCACUGUGAGACAUUUUAUACAGUUUAUUCUUAUAUUAUUGUGCUUAUUUUAUGCCUUUUGUACUUUGUUUCUGCAAGCUGUAUGAGACAUUAAACUGUGGAUGUCCUUGUUGCCUUGUGGGGUCAUAAGGUUUAAUGCCUUUAAGAACUGACUCAGAGAAAAACCCAUGAUCUAUUUAAUACAUUUAUAUUGAUCUAUACAACACAUUCAUAUUGUUUCUUGUCUAUCUCCAUUAAAUGUAUAAUUAACCCCAAAAUGAGAAUUCUAUCAUGAUGUACUUUUGUGUCAGUACAAACCUGUAUGAUUUUCUUCUGUAGAACAUGAAGAUGCUUGGCUGACUGACACUCUGAGUCACCAUUCACUUUCAUUAUAAAAAUAAUAAAAAAUAAAUAAA